This is a messenger RNA of Gorilla gorilla gorilla (western lowland gorilla), 507 nucleotides long. RefSeq names its product platelet factor 4 (gene PF4). Gene Ontology annotation, molecular function: chemokine activity. Gene Ontology annotation, cellular component: extracellular region. Lineage: Eukaryota; Metazoa; Chordata; Mammalia; Primates; Hominidae. Gene Ontology annotation, biological process: immune response; defense response; chemotaxis. The coding region runs from base 75 to 380 and encodes 101 amino acids. The record is from RefSeq and is a predicted model, not a curated record. The transcript has 3 exons.
AUUGGCCACAGAGACCCAGCCCGAGUUUCCCAUCGCACUGAGCACUGAGAUCCUGCUGGAAGCUCUGCCGCAGCAUGAGCUCCGCAGCCGGGUUCUGCGCCUCACGCCCCGGGCUGCUGUUCCUGGGGUUGCUGCUCCUGCCACUUGUGGUCGCCUUCGCCAGCGCUGAAGCUGAAGAAGAUGGGGACCUGCAGUGCCUGUGUGUGAAGACCACCUCCCAGGUCCGUCCCAGGCACAUCACCAGCCUGGAGGUGAUCAAGGCGGGACCCCACUGCCCCACUGCCCAACUGAUAGCCACGCUGAAGAAUGGGAGGAAAAUUUGCUUGGACCUGCAAGCCCCGCUGUACAAGAAAAUAAUUAAGAAACUUUUGGAGAGUUAGCUACUAGCUGCCUACGUGUGUGCAUUUGCUAUAUAGCGUACUUUUUUUUUCCAGUUUCAAUCUAACUGUGAAAGAACUUCUGAUAUUUGUGUUAUCGUUAUGAUUUUAAAUAAACAAAAUAAAUCAA